AUGAUUAAUUUGGUUGCUCCUUCCGAUGGAACGUUCACAGCUCGUGAACUAUUUUCAUACCACGAAACUCCGACUGCUGAAGUAUACACCGACAAGAACGUGGUUGUUCAUUGUGAAGACCCGAAGAAAGUCGGAUCUCAUUAUCACUGUGCUACAGUCGAAGGGAAGUGCACCAUAAUGAACAAAGGGAACUGCAAUGUUGCUGUCAAAGUGGCCCCGCGCUGA
Molecule: messenger RNA, 225 nt
Organism: Caenorhabditis remanei
Lineage: Eukaryota; Metazoa; Nematoda; Chromadorea; Rhabditida; Rhabditidae
Exons: 2
Coding region: 1-225 (74 amino acids)
Source: RefSeq, a predicted model, not a curated record